AUGUUUCUCUCCGAUGCCUUUACAAACCCUGCAGCCCCGCGAAGCGCCGAGGGUGACGAGGAAACCCCCACGUCGCCUUCAGGCGCUGGCACUACCAAGACCUGGCAGUGUCCGUCGUGCUCCAAGGUGCUGUCGCGCAAGUCCUGCCUGAACCGACACCGCCAGCUGGUGCAUGAAGGGUCCAGGCCGCUGAAAUGCCCUUACUGCACCAAGUCGUUUGGCCUCAAAGACUCGCUGCGGAGCGACAUCCUCCGCGUGCACACCGGAGAGCGGCCGUUCGGGUGUCACCUGCGCCCCAGCACGUUCUUCCAUAGAUCAGACCUGCAGAGGCACCUGAAGUGGCACAACAAUGUCCGUAGGUUCGCGUGCGACCUCUGCCCUGGCAAGUUCGUCUUCAAGGAGCACUUGAAGCGUCACCUGCGCACCCACACCGGGGAGAGGUCGUUCGCGUGCCCGGACUGCCCCUGGAGGCUGUCCACUUUGCAGACCCUCAAGAGACACCCUCUGACGCACGUCGAAGAUUGGCCGCACCACUGCGAGGUUUGCGAUAGACGGUUUCGCGAGUUGCGCACCCUUCGAGACCACGCUCGCUCGAGACUCCCGACUGAGAUUGGCUUCGACUGA
Molecule: messenger RNA, 624 nt
Organism: Rhipicephalus sanguineus (brown dog tick)
Lineage: Eukaryota; Metazoa; Arthropoda; Arachnida; Ixodida; Ixodidae
Product: zinc finger protein 771
Exons: 1
Coding region: 1-624 (207 amino acids)
Biological process (GO): regulation of transcription by RNA polymerase II
Cellular component (GO): nucleus
Molecular function (GO): DNA-binding transcription factor activity, RNA polymerase II-specific; RNA polymerase II transcription regulatory region sequence-specific DNA binding
Source: RefSeq, a predicted model, not a curated record